Bursaphelenchus xylophilus (pine wood nematode) is the source of this 1353-nucleotide messenger RNA. NCBI's taxonomy places the organism in Eukaryota, Metazoa, Nematoda, Chromadorea, Rhabditida, Aphelenchoididae. The record is from the annotation of a GenBank genome assembly.
AUGAUCCAGAACUUCCAAUCCGAGCUGGUCGGGAGUCAAUUCAGUUUCGGCGGUUACACUGGCUAUGGCAGUAAUCCAUCGCCGUAAGUCAUCGUUUUGAAUUUGGGAGGGCUCGGAUUACUGUAGACUCUUAUUCUGUAGGCUUAGCUUUACUUUAUAACUUCGCAUAAACAUAAUGUAAUCUUCACAGCAUUUGAAUUGAAAAAGAUAUAAUUUUACUUUCAGGAACAAUUACAAAACGCCACCCCCAGGCAAAAGAGAGCGAACGAAGUUCAGUCAGACGCAGUUAACAUGGCUGGAGAAAUACUUCGAGAGCUGUGAAUACCCUCAGGCACAAUUACGUGAACAGAUUGCUCAAGAACUCAGUCUAACAGAUGUCAAAGUUCAGGUGAGUAAACGUUUUGGAUUCAUUAGAUAUUAUACACGAUAUUUAUGAUAGACAUAGUCAAUAGUAAUGCGUUUCCUCCUGAUAGACUGUUUCAAAUAGCGUCGAGAAGUCGUAUAAGAGCUUCAGAACUGUCAUACAUUAAACCGAACGUUGUGAUGACCUGAGUUAGGUCUUUUGCAGGAAUUCAGAACCCAAAUCAAAAAAGUAAUCUAGCAGAAAAUGUAAGCCCCGUCAGAUAAAAGUAAAUUGCAACUAAUUAGAUUUCAGUAAAGUAAUGACGAAUCCCUAAUUGAUUGCAUGACUGGAGCACUUUUAAUCUCUACCAUUUACAGGUAUGGUUCAAGAAUCGACGAGCGAAAAAAAGACAAAAGAAAAAGUUCGAGGACGAAUUGAUGAAACGUGGGCAUCGAGAGUCCUCCGAAGAGACCAACAACAACUCCAUCUCCACCCUCAACUCCCUCUCGACCUCCGUGAAUGGCGCCAACUCAGCGAUCAGCGCGGGCUCGGCCAGUAGUGCCAAUUCCGUGGAUACGACAGAAGACGAAACAAAAUACAUUCCACAACUACAGAUGCCAUCACAGAUCGAUCCAUUGCCUGUGGCAACCAGUAUGCCAAUGCUAGCGCUGACCCCGACGUUAACAGACAUGAGUGCCAUCAAAUUGGAGAGCAUUGGCCAAAACGAGGCACUGCUUACAGACACCUCUUCGAUGGGGCUGAACCCCUCGUUCGCAUCGAUGAACGGGGCAAAUGCCCUUCAACCGCCCGCAGGAUCGGGUCUGAAUGGAUCGACAAUGAGUUGGAUGAACUACUCGAAUAUCUUCUCGCCCUACUCUUCUCAAUUCGGAUUCCCGUCUUAUUCGUAUCAGAGUGCGGCACCCGUCAAUCCCUACGAUUACAAUACUUUGGGGACAGCCGCACCCAAUUACUACAUGAACACGCCCCGGUCGGACCUUUCCAAGUUCUGA